GCCCUUUCAACAAAAAAAUAUAUUCGAGGUGAGAGAAGUGGCCGUUGAAUACCGAACCUGGUUCCGCAAACUCUUUUUGGUUUCACCAGCAUUGUGAGCUUAACUGAAUGAUGCUAAUGUCGAUUCCCCUUCUCUUAUGUUUCGAUAUUCCUUGGUUGCAUGAAUGCCUUCGAACUACAGCCACCCUGUCUCGAGGAUCUGAAAGCUCCGCCCAGCGAGAUCAAAGACGCUAUUUGGAUUUCUGUACCCUAUCGCUUGCUCUCUUUUUUGGUUCCGUACUUUAUUUUCCCUUAUUUCAUCGAUUUUCUGGACAGAUUUGUCACUAUGGCGCCAGAGCAAUUGUCGGGCAUCACAGACAAAUUUGGACCCGGAGUAGCCAUCCUUUAUGGUACCUUUAUAUCGCUAACACUCGCAAUCCUUUACGAACGGCAGAGAGAUAUCCAAAAAGAUGUUGCAGUGGAAGCCUCGCUAUUGGCUCUGAUAACGCGCAAUAUUUUGCAUAUCUUCCGAGACAAUGAAGCCCUGGCCAAAAGAGCUGGUCAGGGUUGUGCGGAUCAGAUCCGGCUGCUUUCAGUGGCCAGUCGCGGUUCAGAGUUACUUUCCAUUGUGUAUGCGGAUCCGUAUUCAAUCAUAUUGGAAACCAUUGAAGAGCACGAACGAGCCCUCAUGGAAGAGAAUGCUGGAGUUCUCRACGGUGAAUCGGGAAUGAUUGAUGGUUGUCGGCAGACGUUGCAAGAACUGUUCACAAUUCGAGGCAUUCGACUGAGUGACGAAUCUUUGGCCCUGCCACAAACUCAUUUCCUAAUAAUGACAAUUCUCACUAGCUUCAUUCUGCUCGGAUAUGCCAUUGUAAGUUUUCGGUAUCGGUCUUCUUUUCGAUGCUUCAUGUUCGUUUUUCCUUCAUCGAUGAUCAAUAAUGGAUAGUACUUCUACUCAAUUCUCAUGACACGCCCUGCCUUUCUCGUUAAAAUCAGAAUGUGCUCCCUGUUGCUGUUACAUUGGGAGGCGCAUCGGCAGAAAGUUGUGUUGUCUUUGGCUUACUGACAGCAAUAUACAUUAUAUUCUAUA
Messenger RNA from Pseudo-nitzschia multistriata, 1068 nucleotides. Lineage: Eukaryota; Bacillariophyta; Bacillariophyceae; Bacillariales; Bacillariaceae. The record is from the annotation of a GenBank genome assembly.